Molecule: messenger RNA, 1332 nt
Organism: Uloborus diversus
Lineage: Eukaryota; Metazoa; Arthropoda; Arachnida; Araneae; Uloboridae
Gene: nSMase
Product: putative neutral sphingomyelinase
Exons: 8
Coding region: 82-1332 (416 amino acids)
Cellular component (GO): cytoplasm
Molecular function (GO): sphingomyelin phosphodiesterase activity
Source: RefSeq, a predicted model, not a curated record
CAGAUGUUGGAUGAUUUCGAGUAAUAGCUAUUUUGUGUAUUGUUUGUUUAUAAACUAAAGGAUCUAGAUACAGAAAUAGGAAUGAAGAUGGAUUUAAAAUUGGAUAUAUUUACUCUAAAUUGUUGGGGCAUUGUAGGUAUUAGUAGGCAUAGAAAAGAAAGAAUGCAAGCAAUUGCAUCUCAUAUAGCAGUUUCCAAUUAUGAUUUUGUAUUUCUCCAAGAGAUUUGGAGUCAGGAUGAUUAUCAAAUGAUAUGCAAAAAGACUGCUGAUGUUUUACCAUAUUCUUUUUACUUCCAUAGUGGCGUUUAUGGAAGUGGUGUAUGUAUAUUAUCUAAAAGUUGCAUAGUAGAUUCUGCUCAGUGUCAAUAUUCACUGAAUGGUUAUGCACACAAAAUUUUGCAUGGUGAUUGGUAUGGAGGAAAAGUUGUUGGAGUCUGUAAAGUUAUUCAUCAUGGGUUGAAGAUAAAUUUAUAUGUUACUCAUUUGCAUGCAGAAUAUGAUGCAUUACAUGAUCAAUAUUUGCCUCAUCGAGUAGCUCAAGCUUUUGAAUUUAGUCAAUUCGUGCAGCUCACUUCUGAAACAGCUGAUCUGAGCAUUGUGGCUGGCGACUUUAAUACUGAACCAACUGAUCUUCCGUAUCGAAUCAUUAUUCAUAAUGCUGGGUUGUUGGAUUCCUAUGACAGUCAGAAGAACAUUGAUGCAUUGGAAUGCUUGAAGACAACCUGUGGUCAUCCAGAUAAUAUUUAUACUAGUAGGAAAGAGCUCUGCCAUAGUCCUAAAGGAAAACGAAUAGAUUAUGUUCUGUACAAAUGUGGAAGUGGUAUUCAUGUGGACUGCCUUUCUUGUGAUACACCCUUAGGAAAAAUACCUGGAACUUCUAUUCCUUAUUCUGAUCAUGAAGCAGUUGUUGCCAAAUUACAUGUAUUUAAGUCAUUAGCAGUACCUGCUCAUCAGGGAAACCCUAAAGCAAGACUUGAAGCAAUUGACAAUAGUCAUACUAUUCUCAGGAAGAAUCUCAAAGAACUACAAAACAAUCGGCUUGUGUACGUUCUACUGAGUUGUCUGCUUAUGGCUUUACUGCUUGUUACAUCACUUGUUGAAGAUAUUGGAGCUUUUAGUAUUAUUAUUCUCUUCUUUCAAUUCAUUGCAACAAUUGCACUUGCGUUUUGCUUGUGGAUGGCACUUAUAGUCAACAAAAUUGAAUCUAAUGCACUUACAUGUGCAUGCAAAUCUAUGUCCAUUUUGAUUAAUUCAUUGAUGAACGAAUACAAUGUUAAGUUAUCUUCAAACUUUUCUACUAGUAGCAGUUCUACCCCUGAAAUAAUUUUGUGA